This is a messenger RNA of Moneuplotes crassus, 530 nucleotides long. The record is from the annotation of a GenBank genome assembly. NCBI's taxonomy places the organism in Eukaryota, Ciliophora, Spirotrichea, Euplotida, Euplotidae.
AUGACUGACGCAGUAGGGUCUAAAGCAAUAGACCUCACUGAAGUAUGCAUCUCUCAUUGCCGCCCAUCACACUUGGCUCUUUUAAUAAAACUCUGAGAAGAAAUAUUAGAUUGAAUCUCAAAUGUUAGUGCUGCAAUGCCAUUCGAUAUUUUAAAAGAUCAUAUCUAAAAACUGACUCAUAAAUGCCACUUAAAGUUCCAUAAAAAUAAUUGUCUCUGAAUUUGUCCAAUUUCCUAGAACUUCAAAGAAAUUCCUGAAUAAAAAGUAGCAUCAAUAUAGCGUUUCUCAUGCUGAUCUAGAACAUCCCUGAUUGAAUACAGUCAAUAUUAUCUAAAGAAGACUCACUGGCCUUCUACAAAAGAAAGUUGAUUGCCAACCUCUCACGCUGUUCAUCCCAUCUGUACAGAAUUACGUCCUGUGGGCCUUCCCAAUUUGGACAAAAUAGCUUGCUUGAAGUAUGAUGACGAAUAGGAUCUCCAAGAAUAAGGCAGAACAUCCUAAGAAAACACCUGGAUCAAGAUACAGAUAAA